GGUCCGUGAACGAUUGCUACAAAACGAGAGUAGUAGUACGUGUUUUCUUUUAAGCUCUAGUAGGUGUCCGUUUCAAUGUGAGUCUGGAAGUGGCCUGCUUUGCAAACGGACAUCCAGCGGCAUUGCUCAGCGUUCCCAUAUUUGUCCCGGAUCAUCUCAUACUGAUGUUCUCAAUACUAGACAUAUAUCUCUGACUAUAUAGGCUCCAGGGUGAUACGUGUUCAGAUGGUUCGCUCUGCACAGGCUACUACAUAUACAUUCUCUUCCUCCCCAUAUUUUGACGACCGCGGCAAUCAUGGAUAUGCGGAACCAAUCACAGAACGUGUCAAUCCACAUUCGCGCCCGAUCGUUUCGUAUUACUUUCCGAAGGGAGUAGGGCCUCAGCAUUAUGGGGAACAUCAUCCAAUGAAACCUCACAGGUUGACGCUCACGAAUGCCCUGGUGUUCGGUUAUGGUCUUGAUAAACAGAUCCAUCAUAUUUACAACCCACGUCCCGCGACACAAGCAGAACUGGAAGCGUAUCAUGACCAUGAUUAUGUUGAUUUCCUGUCGAAAGUCACACCACAAAACCAGGCUGAAAUGAAACAACAAAUCGACAUGUUCAACUGCGUCGAAGAUAACCCUAUCUUCUCUGAUAUGUAUGAAUUCUGUCGAAUGUACGCUGGAGGAUCCCUCGCAGCCGCGAGGAAACUAUGCGCGGGUACAACCGACAUCGCGAUCAAUUGGUCCGGCGGACUUCAUCAUGCGAAGAAAGGUGAACCUAGCGGGUUUUGCUACGUCAACGACAUAGUCCUCGGAACCCUCGAACUCUUGAGGUAUCAUCCCCGUGUCUUAUACAUCGACAUUGAUAUCCACCAUGGCGAUGGCGUCGAAUUCGCUUUCUAUCAAACAAAUCGUGUCAUGACAGUUUCUUUCCAUAAAUAUACCGGAGACUUCUUCCCAGGCACUGGCAAAUUGGACGACAACGGCGCUGGACUGGGCAAGCAUUUCUGCCUAAAUGUACCAUUGCAAGACGGUAUCGAUGACAAUAUGUAUCUUACAACCUUCAAGACAGUCAUCGAAGAUACCGUGACAGCAUACCGACCGACCGCGAUAGUUAUGCAAUGCGGCGCCGAUUCUCUAGGUUGCGAUCGAUUAGGAGCCUUUAAUCUGUCCAUCGCCGCGCAUGGAGAGUGUGUGAACUUUGUGCGCAAGUUCAACGUACCUCUCCUUGUUGUGGGUGGAGGAGGCUACACGAUCAAGAAUGUCAGCCGCUGCUGGACAUACGAGACGUCCGUUUUGGUCGGUGCGGCCAUUCCGGACGAGCUUCCUGUUACCAUCUACGAUUCAUUUUUCCGGCAGUCAGAUUGGAAGCUGCAUCCGCCAUUGACAGGCAGAGUCGAUAAUCAAAACACUGCAGCGUCGCUCCAGCGCAUCACCAUCGCCAUCCGGAAUAAGCUCAGGUACCUUCAAGGGGCACCCAGCGUUGCCAUGCAGGAGAUCCCGCCGAGCCUCGCGGGCUGGCUGGAGGAGGAAGAACGUAGCCGGGAAGAAAAGGAGGAAGAGCGAGGCACUGCUCUGUCCGGUGAAAGUAGGGAAGAUCGCUCGGUAUUACGGAACGAGUUUUUCGAUGGCGACAAGGACAAUGAUGCGGAUGAUCCACCCAUCGAGGUUGAAACCCCUCCGAAAACACGAGCCACUCGCAGGGGCCGAGGCGGCGCGAGACGAGGGCGCGGACGGGGAAGAGGCAAGGCCGCUGCAGCUCGCAUGGAAGCAGCCGAGGGAGACGAUGAUGACACCGCCGAUGAUGUGGAGAAGCCCACACGUGCGAGAGGCCGCGGGAGAGGCAGAGGUCGUGGUCGUGGUCGUGGGAGAACGAAGACGCAGGUAAAAGAACCGGAAGUAGAGGCGCAGCCGGAAGCAGAUGCCGUCGUGAAGAUGGAUGUCGACUCGCAGUCGCAGACACAGGACGUCGAAGAAACAUAG
Laetiporus sulphureus 93-53 is the source of this 1965-nucleotide messenger RNA. RefSeq lists its product as uncharacterized. The transcript has 6 exons. Gene Ontology annotation, molecular function: histone deacetylase activity. Bases 226 to 1965 code for a protein of 579 amino acids. NCBI's taxonomy places the organism in Eukaryota, Fungi, Basidiomycota, Agaricomycetes, Polyporales, Laetiporaceae. The record is from RefSeq and is a predicted model, not a curated record.